GGGCAACGACUUUCAUUAAGACAAUGCAAUUCAAUUUCACACUCAACAAAUCAUUAAAUGUCACCCAAAUCCGUCUGUGCAGUUAAACACAUUUUUAGUUUCUUUUUGAUUAAUUUGGCCACAUUCAUCUGGAUUACAAUGUUAUUAUUGAGCAUUCUUUUGACACGAAUUCAUUUUGAUCGUGAAGGAAAGCAAGGCACCCGCUUGAAUGUCUGUGUGUAUGUUUUGGUGGGCGCGUAUAAAAACACCAAUUAUUUGUUACCAAUGGUCAGUUUUGAAAUUGAUGUGCAUUAACCAAGUUAAUUGAAGUGUAUAGUUCUGUAUUCUUUUGUGGAUAAUGUGAAGCAAUUAGCCAUUUAGAGUUUGACCAAAAAGUAUAGGUGUCUUUUUGAAAAGUAUGUUUUCUACAAAUCUUUUUAUUGCUACGGUGAUUUUUUGUGGUCGCAUUAGAGCCGAUGUGUCACAUCUUAAAUCAUUGGCCGGCUCAAUAAGUAACAAUCAUUUUCGAGGAUUUAAUGGAUAUAAUUAUAAUCCGCCAUCGCAUCAAUUACCCAGUCCAGCACCAAAUCCACCGACUUCAACAUUUCGGCCAGAAAUUAUCGUUAACAAAGCAGAGCCAUCAAAUACAUAUUUGCCACCAUCGACUGAAAGUCCGAUAGUGAUUCAUCCACCAGAUGACUUUGUUACAGACGGUUAUUUACCGCCAUUUCUCGAAGAAUUUCCACCUCUGCAAACUGAACCACCGCCCAAUUAUUUACCACCCGAAACUGUACCAGACAAUCAAUACUUGCCGCCGUCCGAUGAAACAAAUGAAGGCUAUCAAUACUCAAAGCCAAAACAAUCAAAACAUCUACGAAAUUCAAAUUUAUAUCUGAAUACGCGGUCGAGCCCUUUGCACAUAUCGGUGAAUAAUUUGCAGUGUUUGGAAGGGAAUGGUGGUUAUUUUCAGGCGAACAUUGGUGUACAGAGUUUCAUUGAAAAUUUACCGAUAAUCGAUUUGGACACAAUCGAUCCACGCUGUCAAUUACAUUUGGUUGGUGUUCGAUUGGUUUUGAGCAUAGCAAAUACCGAUUUUCAACGUUGCGGAAUUAUUGCAUGCGGUGCCAAAGAGCUUUGCGUCAAUUUAAGAUUUCCACAAAUUUUCGGUAUGAAAUCACUUGAUGACAGUUUGCUAACAUUGAAGUGUAAGAUACAAGAGAGAGUGGUUAGCCGAACUCAUGCGUUUAGAUUUGGUGUAUCGCGAACGGGCCAAGCAAGAAAUGCAGCUGUAUUUGCCCAUGGCGGAACGAAACAACAUCUUCGUACCCAGCUUGGAUUGUAUCGUCAAUCGGGUAGUGGAUUUACGAAAAGUUUAGAUGCCGGUGGCUUUGUUCAAUUGGGCGAAGAAUUAAUGCUUCGAGCUCAAGUAAAAGCUGGCGAUGGAUGGAAUGGUAGUAGAGUUGCAGACGUUUCGUUGCAACGACGUGGUUCAAGUGGUGAGAUUCUAAAUUCGGUGGCAUUAAUAAAAUCAAAUGGAUGCAUAAAUCCACAGAUGCAAUCGGUGUGCUCGGUACCGCCAGUAUUCGAACCACCGUUAGGCUAUCGUUUUGGUUUUCGUGCGGUCAUGUUUCAAGGUAUGAAAAGUGGCGAUGAAA
This is a messenger RNA of Contarinia nasturtii (swede midge), 1634 nucleotides long. RefSeq lists its product as uncharacterized. The record is from RefSeq and is a predicted model, not a curated record. The annotation marks the transcript as partial. The transcript has 5 exons. Lineage: Eukaryota; Metazoa; Arthropoda; Insecta; Diptera; Cecidomyiidae.